AUGCCCAAUCCACCAAAACGUAACAGUUUUUGGAAGUCAAAUCCGAGUUCCGGGGGUGAUUCUUGGCAUAAUGAGAAUCAGGACAAUAAUGGUAGAUUGUUCCCUGCCUCUGACUGCCCCUUUCCAGAAUUCUCCGCGAAUAGUUCUGCUCCCACUUCUUCUGGUUGGUCGAAUCUUGAUCCAGCCGUUAAUCCAAUGGCGGAUAGCACAUUUGCGGACUUGUCUUUGCCAUGGCCAGCAAGAACGCCAAUCGCCGAGUGGCCGCUGUCUUCCAACCUUAUAUGGCAAAAUGGAUAUUCAGAGGAUGAUGUUAAUGUCAGUGUCAACAAGUCUCUUCCUCAUAAUGAAUCCAGUAACGUGCCUCCAAGCUUGACACAGGAUAAGGUCUUUCAUCAAAUCUGGUCCCAAAAGUCCAAACGAUCUGUUCCGGAUGCAAAUACUAAUCCUUGGGAUAGCAACCAGCAGCACAUGGGCACUGAAGCGAAUCGAGAGAAUAAUGCUACGGUCAUUCAUAUAUCUGAGCUGGUGAACGAUCCAGGAAACUGGGGCACGCGUCCAAUCAAUCAGUCAGUCCCCUGGAAGACCACGCCUGAGGAUGGAGAUUUGCACAAACCCAAACCUUCCUCCGCCUUGCUGAAUUCCCACCAACAGCUUCAAGAGUCCAAUGUGUGGAAAAAUGAACCGCCUACUGGUACUAAUGUCUGGGAGUCGCAUUAUGAACAAAUUGCCACCCGGGCUUCAUGUUGGCCAACUCAGGGUCGAGAAACUCCCGUCACUGCAAAUGCCCCUGGUGGUGGUUCACCACAAGCCUCAGUAUCUCAUCAACCACAACAGUCGGCUAUCCCUUCGACCCUUCCACAAGCUGAACAUGAUGGUGGCAUUUGGGGAUUGGCUUCCAGUAAUUUUAAUUCUUCGUUUCUGUCUCUUGUGAUAGUCGGGGUGAGCCCUACGCACUUUCUUCAACCCACAGCUUUCCAGCCCUGUCCUUCCACCUCUUCGCAUUUUGGCCCUCCCGGAGGCUUGUUUCGGCGUCCCAUUUUCGGUGCAGGCGCAACUGGUGGCUCUGCUAACCGCCUUGCUGAGGACUCGAGCGAUCUUGGACUUCCUUCUCGCGCUGCGUGGGCCACCAUCUCCUCGGCCCAUUUGUUAAACCAGGAAGAUAACAGUUGGGCGACAGUAACUGGUCGAUGUGUCGCCCCUACUGCCAUUGCUGGUCCAACCCCUUCCUCUGCUUCUGCUGCCCCCUCACUUUUCUCCGUUGGCUGCAGCGGUGGUCUGGAAGAUGCCGACCAGCACCAGGAAGUUAAUACUGGCGUUUCGAUGGCAGCCUAUCGGGGAGACCUGGUGCGCUACUUCCUGCAGCAGGGCUUUCGUCGCGAAGACGUGGAAUCCGUCCUCGCGGAAUGUAACAUGGACAUCGAUCGGUCAAUAGCAGUGUUGCGACUGCGCUCUCGCAACGCUGUCAGCGGCAACGCCGGAACUCCACGUUACCCUGGCACGGUGGGUGGACCGCGUCGCAUCCCCACCUCACCCACUGCCACUGGACAGUUCGGGUACUUCCCCAACGCGCAAUCUACCUCAGCUGCCGCUGCUGCUGUCGCCCCAUUUGGACGUGGAAUGCCGGUGAGUGGCGGCGGCGGUAACAGGAUGCCGGGUGCUGCAGCUAGUGCUGGCGGUGACAGUAUCUUGGGUUCUUCCCUCUCCUCCCUUCUGGGUCUACCACCACCACAACAACAGGAGAACGGCUUUUCUCCUAUGCUUAUACGUGGACGGAAUUAUCAGUGGCAACCGACCAACGCACCACCCACAAAUCUCGCUUUUAUUGCUUCAAUUAUGGAGUUGCAGAGGAAGCGACAAGUAAUUGUCUCUCCUCCAUUUGCCCUCAUUCCUGUCGGUUCCCUUUAUCACUGCUUCAUUGCCCCUAGGACCUUCAACGGCAAAUCCAACUAUUCCGCGGCACUCCAACUGCACCAAGUUGAGAAUCAAAUCAGCGCCAGAGAGGUGUCCGGUGCAUUUGCGUCCAAUCCCGUCCCUCCGCCGCAGCCGCCAGUUUCAACCUUCUGGUCCAACCCCGAAGAAACAAGACCCAACGCCUCCUCUCUCACACAGCGCCUUCAGGACUUACGAAUCGGUGCAGGUACUUGUAGCAGCAACAAUAACCCAGCGCCAUCCAUAUCCAAUAAUCCUCCAUCCCCGCGAUCUGUAUUCAGAGCCACCACAAAUGGCUUCCGCAGCCCGCGCCACAAUAGCGGGACGGAUAACUUUGCAGGAAACGGAGGUAACCUGGCCUCGGGAUGGCUUUUGAUCCGAGGUGUGCCUCCUUCCAUGUCUCGACCAACUCUUGAGUCCUUCCUGGGUACUGGAUUACUGAACUUGCAUCCGCUCCCCACACGUGGCACAUUUGUCGCUCGGUUUAUUACCCCUGAGGUUGCUAUGGAUGUCGGAUUUCAGCUCACCGCUAAUGCGCCUAAUUCCUCACCUCUUCUCGUCACCAUAAUUGAGGAGAGACAGGCUUUCGAUCUCAUUGUGGAAGCACUCAACGCCGUGUCUGGUGUUAACGCUGUUGCUGCUGCUGCUGCUGCUGCUGCUGCCGCUUCUGGUGGCAGUAGCGUUAGUGGUGGCGGCAGCACCAACUAG
This is a messenger RNA of Echinococcus granulosus, 2637 nucleotides long. RefSeq lists its product as hypothetical. Bases 1 to 2637 code for a protein of 878 amino acids. The transcript has 7 exons. Lineage: Eukaryota; Metazoa; Platyhelminthes; Cestoda; Cyclophyllidea; Taeniidae. The record is from RefSeq and is a predicted model, not a curated record.